Messenger RNA from Adineta ricciae, 903 nucleotides. The record is from the annotation of a GenBank genome assembly. NCBI's taxonomy places the organism in Eukaryota, Metazoa, Rotifera, Eurotatoria, Adinetida, Adinetidae.
AUGUAUGUGUACAUUGGUGCUAAUCUAACUGAUGGCAUGUACCAAGGCAUUUAUGGUAACUCAAAGAAACAUGAGUCUGAUCUCGAUCAAGUCAUUAUUCGAGCAUUACAAGCUGGACUCGACAAAAUCAUCAUCACUGCUGGAACGCAUCAGGAAACAAUUCAAGCUUUAGAAUUAUGUGCAAAACAUGACAACUUGUUUACAACAUGUGGUUAUCACCCUACUCGAUGUAAUGAGUUCAAUGAUUCGAAUGAAAACGAAAUUCUGAAUCAAAUGAUGGCGUUGUUUCAGAAACAUCCGAAGAAAAUUGUUGCCAUCGGUGAAUUUGGUUUGGAUUAUGAACGAACGCAAUUUUGUGAUAUUGACCAACAGAAACGUUAUUUUGAAUUUCAGCUUAAACAUUUGAUCACGUUGAACAAACCACUAUUUCUUCACAAUCGAGCAGCAUCGAAAGAUCUCUACGAUAUCCUCCAUAAAUAUCGUGAUCAAAUUACAGCUGGCGGAGUAGUUCAUUCAUUCGAUGGUACGCUUGAGGAGGCAUUAAAAUUUAUUGAAUUAGGUUAUUUUAUUGGUAUAAAUGGAUGUUCCAUGAAAACACAGACUAACUUGGAUGUGAUCAAACAAUUACCAUUAGAAAAGAUUCUUGUCGAAACAGAUGCACCAUGGUGUGGUAUAAAACAGUCACAUGCUUCGUAUUCACAUGUUAAGACACAGUUCACAUCGGACAUGGUAAAAAAAGAAAAAUGGAUCGCAGGAAAAAUGAUCAAAGAUCGAAACGAACCGUGUACGAUUAUUCAAAUUUGUGAAGUUAUUCAUUCGAUUCGUGGUAAACAAGAAUCAUUCGAUGACUUAUGUGAAACGAUCUAUUUAAAUACACAACGAUUGUUUUUUUCUGCUGAAUGA